AUGGGAGUCUAAAGAGAAAGGCAGCGGGGGUGGAGAAGAAUUAUAAGUCAGGCAAAAUCCAUAGGCAGCCGGAAGGGGCGGGGCUGAAGGCCAGGGCCUGCAUCCCUCGGCCUGAGGAGCUUGAAGCUCCUAGGCUGGGGGUGAGAGUGGGGCUCCGGUCUGCGAAGCGCGCGGGCAGGUGGCACUGGCGGGGGUAUUGAGGAGGCCUCCUAGAUGUGUGGAGCUGUCCCUGGAGCUGUAGCCCUUCACCACCAUCUCUACCUCCUUCCAUCUGAAGGAUCCUGAAAUCUCUGUCAUGGAGAAGUACCACGUGUUGGAGAUGAUCGGAGAAGGCUCUUUUGGGAGGGUGUACAAGGGUCGAAGAAAAUACAGUGCUCAGGUGGUGGCCCUGAAGUUCAUUCCAAAACUGGGACGUUCAGAGAAGGAGCUGAGGAAUCUGCAACGAGAGAUUGAAAUCAUGCGGGGUCUGCGGCAUCCCAACAUUGUGCAUAUGCUUGACAGCUUUGAAACUGACAAAGAGGUGGUGGUGGUGACAGACUAUGCUGAGGGAGAGCUCUUUCAGAUCUUGGAAGAUGAUGGAAAACUUCCAGAAGACCAGGUUCAGGCCAUUGCUGCCCAGUUGGUGUCCGCUCUGUACUAUCUGCAUUCCCACCGCAUUCUCCACCGUGACAUGAAACCUCAGAACAUCCUCCUUGCCAAGGGUGGUGGCAUCAAGCUCUGUGACUUUGGAUUUGCCAGGGCAAUGAGCACCAACACGAUGGUGCUGACAUCCAUCAAAGGCACACCACUUUAUAUGUCUCCAGAGCUGGUGGAAGAGCGACCGUAUGACCACACUGCAGACCUCUGGUCUGUGGGCUGCAUACUGUAUGAGCUGGCUGUGGGCACCCCUCCCUUCUACACUACCAGCAUCUUUCAGUUGGUCAGCCUCAUUCUCAAGGACCCUGUGCGCUGGCCGACCACCAUUAGUCCUUGCUUCAAGAACUUCCUGCAGGGACUGCUCACCAAGGACCCUAGGCAGCGUCUGUCCUGGCCAGAUCUCUUACAUCACCCCUUUAUAGCUGGUUGUGUCACCAUAAUAACUGAACCAGCAGGCCCAGAUUUGGGUACCCCAUUCACCAGUCGCCUACCCCCAGAACUUCAGGUCCUAAAGGACCAACAGGCACACCAGCUGGCCCCCAAGGGCAAUCGUUCUCGAAUCUUGCGACAAGCCUGUAAACACAUGGCUGAGGAGGCCAAGCAGAAGAAACACCGGAACACAGGACCUGCCCUUGAGCAAGAGGACAGGACCAGCAAGAUGGCUUCUGGCACAGCCCCUCUGCCCAGACCAAGAGCCACUCCUCAGGAACCAGGCCUCUUGGCUGGGAUCUUGGCCUCAGAAAUGAAGAACAGCUGGGCUGAGUGGGGGGCUGGAGAGACCCCCCCUGUACCUCGGGAAAACCAGAUCAGCCAGGAUUCUGAACCAGCUCUCCUAGAGCUGAGGCCAGAGGUGGUGAGCCAGCAGAGCAUUGAUGCAGUGGACCUAGAAAAUGAGGAGCCCGACAGCGAUGAUGAGUGGCAGCACCUGCUAGAGACCGCUGACCCUGUGCCUGUCCAGCUGAAGGCCCCCCUCACUCUGCUGUGCAAUCCUGACUUCUGCCAGCGCAUCCAGGGUCAGCUGCGCGAGGCAGGAGGGCAGAUCCUGAAAGGCAUGCUGGAGGGUGCUUCCCACAUCCUUCCUGCACUCCGGGUCUUGAGCAGUCUUCUGUCCAGCUGCAGCGACUCUGUUCUCUUGUACUCCUUCUGUCGUGAGGCAGGGCUCCCCGGGCUGCUGCUCAGCCUGCUCAGACACAGCCAGGACAGCAACAGUAUCCAGCAGCAAUGUUGGUAUGGGACCUUCUUACGGCACCUGAUGGCUGUGAUUCAGGCCUAUUUUGCCUGCACCUUCAAUCUGGAGAGGAGCCAGACAGGUGACAGCCUACAGGUGUUUCAGGAGGCCGCCAACCUCUUUUUGGACCUGUUGGGGAAACUGCUGGCCCAACCAGAUGACUCUGAGCAGACUCUAAGGAGGGAUAGCCUUAUGUGCUUUACUGUUCUGUGUGAAGCCAUGGAUGGGAACAGCCGGACCAUCUCCAAAGCCUUUUACUCCAGCCUGCUGACUACCCAGCGGGCUGUGCUGGAUGGGCUCCUUCGUGGCCUGACAGUUCCCCAGCUCCCUUUCCACACACCCCCAGGAGCCCCCCAAGUGAGCCAGCCACUACGGGAGCAGAGUGAUGACCUGCCUGGAGCCAUGUCCUCUGCACUGGCAGCCAUAUGCACUGCUCCUGUGGGGCUGCCCAGCUGCUGGGAAGCCAAGGAGCAGAUCUCUCAGCAUUUGGCGAAUCAGCUCACCGAGGACAACAACCAACUGAGACCGUCCCUUAUCUCUGGCUUGCGGCAUCCCAUCCUGUGCCUACACAUUCUCAAGGUUCUCUACUCAUGCUGCCAUGUCAGUGAGCGCCUGUGCCAUCUGCUAGGGCAAGAGCCCCUGGCCUUGGAGUCACUGUUGAUGCUGGUCCAGGGCAAGGUAAAGGUAGUAGAUUGGGAAGAGUCUACUGAGGUGGCACUCUACCUCCUCUCCCUUCUUGUCCUUCGGCUGCAAGAUCUGCCGUCUGGAAUGGAGAAGCUAGGCAAUGAGAUUGCUACUCUCUUUACCCAUUCACACGUUGUCUCUCUCGUGAGUGCAGCAGCCUGCCUGUUGGGUCAACUUGGUCAGCAAGGGGUGACCUUUGACCUCCAGCCUGUGGAGUGGAUUGCUGCAGCCUCACACGCUCUGUCUGCCCCUGCAGAGGUCCGGCUGACUCCACCAGGUGGCUGUGGAUUCUAUGACGGCCUCCUCAUCCUGCUGCUGCAGCUUCUCACCCAGCCACGGAAGGGUAGCCCAAUAAGGGACGUGGCUAGCUCAGAAAUGUGGACCAUUCUAUGGCACCGCUUCUCCAUGGCUCUAAGGCUCCCCGAGGAGAUGUCUCCACAGGAAUCACAGCCAUCACAAAGCCCAGAGCCAGACUGGACGCUGAUCUCACCCCAAGGCAUGGCAGCCCUGCUGAGCCUGGCCGUGGCCACCUUCACCCAGGAGCCCCAGUUAUGCCUGAGCCACCUGUCUCAACGUGGAAGUAUCCUCAUGACCACCCUGAAGCACCUGCUUUCCCCCCGAUUCCUGCGUCAGCUGGGCCGGGCGCCUCACGGGUCUGGGUUUCUGCCCGUCGUGGUGCUCUCUGUCUGCCAGCUCCUCUGCUUCCCCUUCGCCCUGGAUGUGGAUGCCGACCUCCUUGGAGGUGUGUUAGCUGACUUCGUGGACUCAGAAGUCACAGCCUGCCUGCUGCAGGUCUGCUGCCACCAUCUUCCGUUGACGCAAGUUGAGUUGCCUGUCAGCCUCCUCACACACCUGGCCCUCACGGAUUCCACCUCUCUCAACCAGUUUGUGAACACAGUGGCUGCCUCCCCUAGAACCAUCAUCUCCUUCCUCUCAGUUGCCCUCUUGGGUGACCAGCCGCUGCUGACCUCUGACAUUCUCUCCUUGCUGGCCCACACAGCCCGAGUACUGUCCCCCAGCCACUUGUCCUUCAUCCAAGAACUCCUGGCUGGCCCUGAUGAAUCCUAUCGGCCCCUGCGCAGCCUCCUGGGCCACCCAGAGAAUUCUGUGCGGGCCCGCACUUAUGGGCUCCUGGGCCACCUGCUGCAAUACAGCAUGGCUGUGCGUGGGGCACUGCAGAGCCAGGCUGGGCUGCUCAACCUUCUGCUGCUGGGGCUUAGAGACAAGGACCCUGCCGUGCGGCGCGGUGCCAGCUUUGCCGUGGGCAACGCAGCCUACCAAGCUGGUCCCCUGGGACCUGCCUUGGCAGCCGCGAUACCCAGUGUGACCCAGCUACUUGGAGAUCCUCAGGCUGGUAUCCGGCGCAAUGCCGCGUCAGCUCUGGGCAACUUGGGCCCUGAGGGGUUGGGGGAGGAGCUGUUACAGUGCCAAGUACCCCAGCGGCUCCUAGAGAUGGCCUGUGGAGACCCCCAGCUAAACGUGAAGGAGGCCGCCCUCAUUGCCCUCCGGAGCCUCCGACAGGAGCCCUGCAUCCAUCAGGUGCUGGUGUCCCUGGGGGCCAGUGAGCGCUUAGCCAUGCUCUCUCUGGGGAAUCAGCUCCUGCCGCAUAGCAGCCCCAGGCCUGCCUCUGCCAAACACUGCAGGAAACUCAUUCACCUCCUGAAGCCAACCCACAGCACGUGAUCUCAGAUUCCUACGGUCCAUCCACCCACUUUCGUUACCCCUCUAUUGCCAACCUUUUUCUACUAUUCAAGCCACCAACUCAACCAAGAACUAAAAAGAGACUAAAAAAAGAGAUAAGCUACAAGUCAAAUGAUUUAAGAACGAGAAACUAGAAGAGAUUUAUGUAUAAAGCUCCCUCCUUUCCCCAGAUUCAGGAUGAUUUCAAUCAGUAAACUUCAUUGCUGUUGGUGCCAGA
Messenger RNA from Herpailurus yagouaroundi (jaguarundi), 4466 nucleotides. RefSeq names its product serine/threonine kinase 36 (gene STK36). The transcript has 27 exons. The record is from RefSeq and is a predicted model, not a curated record. Lineage: Eukaryota; Metazoa; Chordata; Mammalia; Carnivora; Felidae. Gene Ontology annotation, cellular component: cytoplasm. Gene Ontology annotation, biological process: protein phosphorylation; smoothened signaling pathway. The coding region runs from base 296 to 4231 and encodes 1311 amino acids. Gene Ontology annotation, molecular function: protein kinase activity; ATP binding.